CACCACCUCCCAGAGCGAACCUGGCCCUAACUAAACCUGCUCCAGCUGAAGCUUAGCCCAGUGCCUGAUAUAUUUAGGCGCUUAAUAAAUGCUUAUUACUGACCACUGCCUCCUCAGGGCUCUAUCAAGACUUGACCUUCCUUAAUUCUCUCUUCAUGGUCCUCUAAGCCCCAGAGAGCAUGUAGCGCCAGGGACACUUUCCCUGGGGCCUGUUUUCUCCCAGAACUAGGGGUUUGGGAGGAGAAACAAGGCAGAGCGGUCUGGCUGGCGGCUGAAAGGGCAGCUCACGGCAGGGAGAGCAGGUUGGGCGAGCUCUGGGGGCAGUCGGGGCCGGCACGGAGUCGAGGCGGGGUCUGCGGGCUCGUCUUGUGUCUGCGAAGCGGGGAGCCGCCCAGCUAGGCGAGCAGGGGAUAAAAGUCGGGCCGGUGCAGGCGCGCCCCCUCCCUCCAGCACAUCGGACAGGGAGGGCUCAAACCGGCUGCCUGGGACUGACAGUUUCCUUGUAGCCCAAAUCUGUGUUCUUCUCUCAUUAUGACUUGGGCCACCAGUCCCUGAAACUGAAAGGAAUAUGGUGCAGAAGACGAUGUGUUCCAUUGGAAAUGUAAUGGGUCUGGACAGACUGAUCACUCAUUACAAAGCCCCUGAAAGCUACCAACAAGGAUUUCCUCUGCUUAUAAAUUCACAAAUACCAUUCUUGUGUCUACAUUCUGGACCUGAUUUUAUCGGACAGAUUUUGUACACUAUGAAGACUUUUCUGCAGGCAGUGGCAUUAUGGGGGAAAAAGGCACCUUCUCAUAGCAUUACUGCCAUAAUGAUUACAGAUGAUCAACAUACUAUUGUUACAGGGAGCCAAGAGGGUCAACUAUGUCUCUGGAAUCUUUCCUCUGAAUUAAAGAUCUCAGCUAAAGAGCUUCUCUUUGGUCAUACUGCUUCUAUAACAUGUUUGGCAAAAGCAAGAGAAUUCGAAAAACAGCCAUAUAUUGUUAGUGCUGCUGAGAAUGGGGAGAUGUGUGUUUGGAAUGUCACCAGUGGCCAGUGCAUUGAGUCUGCAACCCUCCCUUAUAGACACACAGCCAUCUGUUACUAUCACUGCGCCUUCCGAAUGACGGGAGAUGGCUGGCUUUUGUGUUGUGGAGAAUAUCAAGAUAUCCUCAUUAUUGAUGCCAAGACCUUGGCAGUUCUUCACGCUUUUACAUCCUCUCAAUCUCCUGAUUGGAUCAACUGCAUAUGCAUUGUUCAUUCCAUGAGGAUUCAAGAGGAUUCUCUCCUGGUGGUUUCUGUAACUGGAGAUCUCAAAGUAUGGAAUCUGUCCUCCUCUAUAAAUAGCAUUCAGGAAAAGAAAGAUAUUUAUGAAAAAGAAUCUAAAUCUCUGGACUCACCGAACUGCCGGACGAUAAGAUUUUGUCCCUACACGGAAAGACUUCUGUUGGUGGUAUUUUCCAAAUGUUGGCAGGUUUAUGAUUACUGUGAUUUUUCCCCCCUGCUCACUGAAGUCAGUAAAAGCAGGGAGUUUUUUGCUGGUGGAGAGGUGCUCGCUGCUCACCGAGUCAUCAUCUGGACAGAAGAUGGUCACAGUUAUAUCUAUCAGCUGCUGAACAGUGGACUUUCAAAAAGUUUAUAUCCUGCUGAUGGAAGAGUACUUAAAGAAACCAUGUAUCCUCAUUUACUUUGCUCUACUUUUGUAAAAGAAAAUAAGAGCUAUCCAUUUGUUAUGGGUUAUCUCAAUGAACGGAAGGAACCUUUCUAUAAAGUCCUCUUCUCAGGAGAAAUGUCUGGAAGAAUCACUUUGUGGCAUAUCCCUGAUGUUCCAGUAUCAAAGUUUGAUGGUUCCCCUAAAGAGAUACCAAUAACUACCACUUAUACCCUUCAAGAUAAUUUUGACAAGCAUCACACUAUGUCACCCAGCAUUAUUGAUGGUUUCUGUGCUCUUGAAGAUGGAGCUGGAAGCCCAGCGGUCACUUCGUCUAUGUACAUUCCAAAUUUUGACAAGCUAAUAUGUGGAUGUGAAGAUGGGAGGAUCUUCAUAACACUUGCCUUAAAUGCAGCAAAAGCAGGACUUUUGGAAGAUAAUGCCUUAUUUAAAAAAGAUUCCCUACCUCACAAAGUUCUUAGAGGCCACAACAAAAGUGUUACUUCAUUACUUUAUCCUCAUGGCCACUCUUCCAAAUUAGAUCCAAGCUGGAUGGUUUCAGGGGAUCAAGAUUCUUGUGUAAUCUGGUGGGACAUCUUAACUGAAGAAGUCUUGCAUAAAUUCCUUUUGUGGGCAGGUCCAGUAACAAGCCUUUUGAUGUCACCAGAAAUCUUCACACUGAAAGAUCACCAUGUUGUAUGCUGUGUAUGCAGUGACCACUCGGUUAUACUACUACAUCUUGAGGAAAAGACAUGUGUUUUGAAGGCUCAGAAGCACCUUUCCCCUGUGACAACAAUAAAAUGGCAUCCUGUAGAAAAUUUCUUAAUUGUUGGAUGUGCAGAUGAUUCUGUUUACAUCUGGGAAAUUGAAACUGGCACUUUGGAAAGACAUGAAACAGGAGAGAGAGCAAAAGUGAUUCUUAAUUGUUGUGAAGAUUCACAGCUUUUUAAGCCUGAGCCUUUACUUGCAGUCGCUUCAGAAGCACACAAGCACAAACAUGCAGAUUACAGAUCCUCCAGUUCCUCCCAACUUGGCACCUUGUCUUAUCCUAUUCCUCAUGCCGAAUCUUCACCUAAGCUCCCAGUUACUUCAUCUUUCUCAGGUCCAUUUAAUGUGUUACCAGUGAAGAGCAAAUGGAGCAACGUGGAUUUUCAUGUUCUUUUUUUUGACCUGGAAAAUCUUGUGGAACUUCUGCUCUCCACCCAAUUCAACAGCUUUAGCACCUCCCACUCAUGGCAUGGCAGUGAUAUCCUAAGAAGAGCCAGAAGCACCUUUGAGAAAAGGCCACUGACAUUGAAAAGGAGUAAAACUUCCACCUCUUCUAUUUCAGGGGAAGUGCAGAUGAAGAAUAUUUGUGAGAACCAGGGCCAGGGAGAUAUCCCAGGCAAGUCCUUUGAAGAAAAUGAGGGCAUCAGACGACAUAAAAAAACGAAGAGUUCCAAAAAAGCUCAAUUUAUACCACCAAGAAAAGUUGAUAUCAACCUCAUGAUAGACACAGCUAAACUUCUCUUGUCAUGCCUCUUACCAUGGGGUGUGGAUAAAGAAUUAGAUAAUCUUUGCAUUCAGCAUCUAAAUAUUUUAAGGCUUCAAUGUCCAGCUUCCUUAGGAUUAGCUACAAAUGAAGAUCACUUCUCUUUGAUGUUGCCUGGUUGGAACUUUUGCAGUCCAGGAAUGAAGGAAGGGUGUUCAGUCAUCAAUUUGUUUUCUAGGAAAGUGCUAGACUUGUCAAAUAAAUACAUCGCUGCCCUCCCAAGUCAACCAGAAGGUAUAGGGGAGCUAGAAAGUGAUUCAAAACAUAGGUCAGACACUAUAUUAUAUCUGUUAAGCAAAUUGUUUAUAGUUAUUAAGUUAGUUAACAUGCCUUUAGAAUUGGCCUACAGAAGCAACAGUCACCUCAAAAUGGAAUCUGUUCCUAACAAGGGAAAAUAUACUGGCAAUGAUAAUUCAAGUUGUGGCAAUUUACGAAAUGGUAAAACUGAAUUUCAUUUUCCUGAUGCUGAUCUUUCCCUGGUGAAGCUAGUUUCCUGCUGGAGGGAACAAUCUGUACAGGUCAUUGAAGCAAUACAAGCUGUUCUACUGGCUGAAGUUCAACAAUACAUGAAAACCUUAAGAACAAGAUCCAUCAACCAUCCACCGCUGUCCAUGGUAGGCAAUGGAAAUGGAGAGAUGGAGACACUGCCAAAGAAUGAACAGUCAGAACAGCUAGAGUUACAAUGCAUUAAAAACAGGACUUUGCAAACUACAGUCAGUGUGGUCAAGCAUGACAGCCACUUAAACUCGGCAAACUUCCAAGAAGCUGAGGACGUGCCUGACAGAUGUGUCUUAGAAGAAGCGGAGAGCCCAGGUGAGCACAAAACACAUCCUUGGGUGGCUAAGAUGUGCUCCUGUAAGAUGUGUUGAAAUACCUCCUCAUUUACUGGAAUUAGGAUUUAAACUAAUUAAGGAACUGAAAGCAUAUUUUUUUUCAUAAAGGUUGUGUUGUGAUUAGAAUACAAGAACCAUUUAAUAUGUCAAUCUUUGAACCCAAACUGCUUGAAAAAUUGUAAGAGCUGAUCCAUUACAAAACUACACUGCAUCUUUGGAGAAACAUUUUCUAAAUUACCUCAUGAUUCUGCUACUUAGUUUUUCCAUUGCUACCCCCAAUGUAGAAUGCUUGUCCUCUACCAUAUGGGUAUUUGUAGUUAGUUCAGCUUUGAUAGUGUGUAUAGGUUCCUUUUUUUUUUCAUACUCCUGAAUCAUUUAAAAAACAUUAUUAUGUCAAAGAUGACAUAAGGCUUUUAUAUUGACCACCAUUUGAUUUUAUAACCUUCAAUUUGUUUAAUUAAGUUAUCUGAAACUCGUCUGCUCUGUUGUGGUUUGUUAUUAUUUUUAUCAUACUCGGCAAUCACCAAGGAAUCAAUGUAUCUCUAAGCACUUGGUAAAAUCACCUGCCACAUGAUUAUUUCAGUUCACUCCUUCCAAACAGAUGCAAAAAGCAGGGUGUGAUCCUUUACUUCUGUAUCAUUUAGUUGGCUUGUUGCUCCCCAUGCAAGAUUGGGUGGAGCGUGCGGUCAUCUGAUCAUCAACUCAUGAACCAAUCUGCAUCAAUGGAUAUCACUGGUGUUAUCAGCAUGAUUUAAGCUAGAAAUGGGAUUAAAGUUUGACCUUCAUAUCAACUUUGUAUCUUCCUUCUCCGAUACUCUUCAGUUUUCUUUAGCUGAGAUGCAGAAAAUGAUGCUUCAACACUCUGUAAUUUGAUUGUGUGGGUACUCAUUCUACAACACCCAGGGCCAUUCUGAUAUAACUUAGGAGACAACUCUCCAAGAAUUACUCUUACCCAAAAUAAUUCAUCACCCUGCAUUCAGCUUGGUGGUGAGCAUCCCCAAACUUAGCUUGGAGGUCCUUGUGACAUAGGCAUAAGCAUAUUAUUCAUUGCCAGGCCCAUAAUUGAAGCAAAUCCUUUUCAUUUUAGUGGGGCCUACUAGAAUUUUUAGUCUGCUUGCAUAUUAUUCAAGAACCCAGGGUCACCUCCAUAUUACAAUUAAAAAAAAUCACAGUAGAGGGGGAAAACUACAAUAAAAAAAAAUAGGAAAGCCCUUCAGGUAUUCACCCAUCUAUUAGUGGUUAGAUGCAUCACAAUCCAUUUUCCAAAAUUCAUAUUAUAACCCCAAAGACAGUUUCAAAAUCAGCAAUAUCAUAUAUAUUAAUAUACACAUAUUACUAAUACAUACAUAUAUAUACAUAUAUAUAUAUAUAUAUAUAUAUAUAUAUAUAUAUAUGUAUGUAUACACACAUAUUAUCCCUCUGAAAAGCUGAAACAAAAGUGACUUUUCCAAUCAAAGAUGCUAGAUGGGGGAUUACUUAUUACUAUAAUAAAACAGAAUUAAAACAACAACAACAACAACAACAACAACAAUGUCAGAAUCCUCCAAAUGAAGUAAGUAACUGAAGCAGUCACCUUGGGAGCCUUAUUCCAGUGAAGUUCCUAUUGCUCAGAACUUUUUGGAUCUCUGGGAAUUACCUUCAGAAUCUCUAGAACAUUAUUUUGAAUAUUCUGAAUGAUGACAAACCUUCAUCUUCUGAGGAUGAAUUUGGUUUUGGGAAAAAUUUGGAGCCAAGUUUUGUGAACAAAGUAAGUGGGAUUAACUGACCGGCAUUUCUUUUGACUAAACAUUAAGUUUAAUUAUAAAGCAAAUGAAUGACAGUUUUUUUUGUGAGGAUCAGAAAUUGUCCCUGAAGAUUAUUUUAAAAGAUAAUUGGCUCAUUAGUAAUACACCCUGGAUAGGUGUACAAUCUCCCAUGGUGACUAUUUUGAAGGUCAAUACUGGUUUGGAUGUAGAAGUUCUCACAUUUACACAAGCGUAGCCUGAAUAAAGGUUUUCCAGAAUCACAGAAUUAUAGAUGUAAAGGUGACCUUGCAGAUUGUGAGGCAGGAAAGGGCUGGAUUUGAAAUCAGAGGACUUAGGUUCAAAUCUUUUCCAUUUGGCAUCAGAUUCCAGCAGGUCUACAUGGGCAACCUUGGACAAGUCACUUAAACUGUCUCGCCUCAAAAUCUCCAUUAUUAAAAAUGAGGACGUGGAACUAGUUGACCUCCAAAGUCUCUUCCAGUUGUAAAGUAUAUGAACCCCAAUCAGUACCUUUAUCUUCUGCAUGAGGAAACUGAAGCCUAGAGAGUGGAAAUGACUUGUCCAAAGACAAGGGGUUGAUGACACAAAAGUGAAUCCAAGAGUCAGGACAUGAAAUAGCCUUUCUGACAUCAAGUCCGUUGUUCCUUCCACUACACUGUGCUUCACCUUAUUGAUAUAUUUUUAAAUCAUUCUCAUUCUUUUUUAAUUGCAACUAUUAUUUCUACAUAUGAGCAAUUUUCCAUUUGCAAGAAAAAAAUAGGACUGAAUUUGUAUUUUGUCAUAGUCUUUAGCAUUUGUUUUCAGGUCUAAGGAAAAACUAGUAAUAGCUUUUACAUGUCAGAGAAUGUCUAUUGUGAUAUGUAUAUAUAUAUAUAUAUAUAUAUAUAUAUAUAUAUGUGUAUAUAUAUGUAUAUAUAUAUGUAUAUAUAUAUAUAUGUGUGUGUGUGUAUACAUAUAUAUAAAACUUUCUUGGAUUUUGCUGCUUUAUACUAUAUAAUAAUUGAGAUAAAAGAUUGUUUUCAAAUGAUGAUUUAAAUUUCUAAAAUGGAGAGGCUUGAUGGUACAUGUAUAUUUGUUGUUAUGUAUACCUAUGUGCAUUAUAAAUGUAUGAAACAAAUGAAUUUCUAAUAUCCAGACUUUUUGCAGCAUCAAAUAUUUUCUAUUAUCAAAAAAUAAUCCUGAGAAGACAUUGAAGAUAUUCCUGUAAAAUCUUUAUUCAUCAGUCUUCAGUGAUUUUGCUUGUUUUGGCUACUUGAAAUAAAUGUUUGCUUCACAAUUGAUCUGAUUGGCCAUGGGUUGAUUUACCCAUCUGUUAAUGCAGCCAGAAUGCUGUUUCAUGAUCCAGCAUUUAUUGUCAUCUUUGGAUUAGCAAGUGCAGUCAUGUUCUUUUUAACUAGUUAAUAUUUUGUUUGUAUCUGUGGCCCUCACUGAUAUGAAAUAAAUAAUCUUUCUUUAUAAAAUCA
Phascolarctos cinereus (koala) is the source of this 7199-nucleotide messenger RNA. Lineage: Eukaryota; Metazoa; Chordata; Mammalia; Diprotodontia; Phascolarctidae. The record is from RefSeq and is a predicted model, not a curated record.